AUGAGCUCCUGGCUGGCCGAGUACAGCGCGUCCCUCGACCUCCGCGAUGCCCGGGAAAAGGCGCAAAUAACCUACACUAACGCCUACACCAAACUCGCCGACCGAACCGCAGCAGCCGAAGCCCGCGCCGCACAAGCUCCUUCAGCCCUGUCUUCCUCCCCCGUACCAGCCAGCGCCGCCAGACCAAGCACACCCCUACGAGGCAAGAGCUCCCCGCGCGGUAAACAAGAAGACUCCACAUCCUCUCCAGACGACGCCCUCUCCCGCAUCCGCGCCGACUUAGCCUCCACCCAGCGGUCCCGCGCCGAGCUCCAAGCCAAGCUAGCCCCGCUCACCACCGAGCUCGAGACACUCAAGAAGCAAUCCACCCUCUCAGACAGGCGCAUCGCCGAGCUGACCCGUGAGAAGAUCAUGCUGGAGAGGAAGCUCCGCGACCGAUACGACGAGACUAAAGGCAAGAGCAAGCUGGUCGAGGAAGUGCAGGAUGAGAUGGUGAGCCUGAACCUGCAGCUGAACAUGGCGGAGCAACGGGCGGAGAAGCUGGAGGGGGAGAAUCGGGAGUUGGUUGAGCGGUGGAUGGUUCGGAUGGGGAAGGAGGCCGAGGAGAUGAAUAGGAGGAGUAGGUGGGAGUGA
Messenger RNA from Coniosporium apollinis CBS 100218, 633 nucleotides. RefSeq lists its product as uncharacterized. The transcript has 2 exons. The coding region runs from base 1 to 633 and encodes 210 amino acids. Gene Ontology annotation, cellular component: autophagosome membrane. Gene Ontology annotation, biological process: autophagosome assembly. The record is from RefSeq and is a predicted model, not a curated record. NCBI's taxonomy places the organism in Eukaryota, Fungi, Ascomycota, Dothideomycetes.